AUGGAAGAGCAAACUCAAACUGUUAUCGAACAAAAUGUUAAUGUUGUUGAUACCUCACCGACUGCUACUUCCACACCAACUGCUGCUCUAACAGCAGCCUCAACACAUAUUCAAGCACAGCAGAUACAACAGCAGCAACAAAAUCAGCAUUUUAUGGAAAAAUUUUGGACUAAACAACUUUCUAUUGCAGAAGAGUUUGAAAGUGAUUUCAAAAAUCACCCAUUGCCUUUAGCUAGAAUCAAAAAAGUAAUGAAAAGUGAUCAAGAAGUCAAGGCGCCAAUCAUAUUUUCCAAAGCAUGUGAAAUUUUUAUAUCAGAAAUUACCAUGAGAGCUUGGAUUCAUGCAGAAGAAAAUAAACGUCGUACACUGCAGCGAAGUGAUGUUGCAUCAGCCCUUAGUAGAUCUGACCAAUUUGAUUUUUUGAUAGAUAUAGUUCCGAGAGAAGAGGUACCAAAAACUGUAAAUAGAAGACCUAAGGAAGAAACCGAUAAUGAAUGGAAUUAUGUGAUUAGUAGUGAUGACUCAAUACAUGAAUUGUUUAAGAAUGAUUCAAAAAAUUGGGUUUGGCAAAGACCUGAUGAAAAAUACAAGAAAGAAAGUGCAUUCAAGACUAACUGUCCAAAAAUCAAAAUGGGUAAUGUUUUUUGUAAGGAUGAAUAG
Messenger RNA from Entrophospora candida, 660 nucleotides. The record is from the annotation of a GenBank genome assembly. Lineage: Eukaryota; Fungi; Glomeromycota; Glomeromycetes; Entrophosporales; Entrophosporaceae.